Messenger RNA from Magallana angulata, 837 nucleotides. RefSeq lists its product as uncharacterized. Lineage: Eukaryota; Metazoa; Mollusca; Bivalvia; Ostreida; Ostreidae. The record is from RefSeq and is a predicted model, not a curated record. The coding region runs from base 84 to 569 and encodes 161 amino acids. The transcript is spliced from 3 exons.
UAAAGAACGCAUCCAGGUCACUGGGUUCUAAAUAAAACCACUAAAACACGUUUUGGAUAGGGGCGGCGUAGACCGAGAGAAAAAUGGACAAACAGAAAUGCCUAGACCUGGCGGCGUACUCGGCCAUCAGCUGUAGCGCCUACUUCGCCGGGGCCUCGCUCUACAUUAACUGGGUCCAGGUACCCACCAUGUUCGCCUCGGCCCCCGACACAAGGACCCUGUUACGAGAAUGGACGGAGACCUACACUCGCGCGCGACUGAUCCAGGGAAAGUUCGCCGUUUUGAGCGUGGCUUCCGGUCUAGCAGUCUACUUCCUGUCUGAGAAGGGAGAGUACCGCUGCCUGUGGUUAGCUGGUGCCCUGUCCAUGCUGUCCGCCCUCCCCUGGACCAGAUUUAUCAUGAUGCCUGAUAUCAACCAACUCAAGGAAAAGGAUAUACUUGAAAGGAAAGGUGAGACUUGGGUGAGGGAGAAAAUCGCUCUUUGGAACCGGCGACAUGCUUUCAGAACAAUUACAUCGGGUUUGGCCUUCAACUUCAUGAUGGCAGCAGUCUACUUGGACAGAAUGUGAUCAAAUUUUGUGACGUAUGAAUCUACAAUCGUGCCAUAUACAUGUAUUCCAAACUCCAAACUCUAUGUGUGAAGAUGUAUUUACAUUUGGAACAAUGAACAUAUCAAACAUGUUUUGUGUCGUGUAUUUGUAAUCCAGUUCGCAAAUUGAAUUGAAUUUCCAUAUCAUUUUAAGAAUAAUUUACAAUAAAAACAGGGUAAAAUGUUUUUUUAUGUUCCAUCAUGUAAAAUUAUUAUUUUUAAUAAAAUUAAUUUCUUUGAACUUGUAA